This is a messenger RNA of Gekko japonicus, 5494 nucleotides long. RefSeq names its product zinc finger protein 280D (gene ZNF280D). Gene Ontology annotation, biological process: regulation of DNA-templated transcription. The record is from RefSeq and is a predicted model, not a curated record. The coding region runs from base 106 to 4578 and encodes 1490 amino acids. The transcript has 20 exons. Lineage: Eukaryota; Metazoa; Chordata; Lepidosauria; Squamata; Gekkonidae. Gene Ontology annotation, molecular function: DNA-binding transcription factor activity, RNA polymerase II-specific; RNA polymerase II cis-regulatory region sequence-specific DNA binding.
GCUAUGGAGAAGUAAAGGCUUCGCUUCCUGACCUUCCAGCCAGCCCACCCACGAGGACGGUGGGGCCGCUUCCCUUCUGGUGCUUGGCCUCCGUCAAGUGGCACGAUGGCGGAACUAUUUAUGGAAUGUGAGGAGGAGGAGCUUGAACCCUGGCAACAGAGCACUAAACCAAUUGUUGUGGAGGAUGAGGAGGACGAUGACGAGCCCAUCUUUGUGGGGGAGAUUUUGAGCUCCAAACCAGCCAAUACAUAUAUAUUAAACAGAGUCCACCCCAGCUCGCCACGCACGGCAGUGCAGAACGGGACGCCGAAAAGAGGGUUCCAGCCGCUGACCCGACCUGCUGCAAGCACGCUAGCCGUUCAGCCCCAGCCGCGGGCGGGCAGUCUUUCAGGGACUUCACCUGGCCUGCAGAAGCCCCUCCCCGGAGGCUCUUCACCCCAAGAGGCAGCCAAGCCGAGCGCUGGCAUCUCUCAGCCCGUUAGCAGAUCUGCCCCAACGCCGUCGAUAUCCGGGAACCUGAACAUACCUGCCAUGGCUCCGUCUGCGGCCCGGCCGGUGGCGACGGUGACUGCGCAGCCAGCAGCGCUCCAUCGGGCUGCCCCGACUAAUACUUCCAGCAUAGUUUUUGGCAUAAGGCAGAAUUCAGGAGCAGCCCUGUGUCCAAGCGGAGCAGCAGUGACAACCACAGGCUUGGCCAAGCGCCCAGCUUCUACCGAAGUGAGCAGCGUUAGUCCCAAAAAGGCGAAGGCUGAAGAGACGGGAACCGGGAGCAGUCCGCCUGUCGCACCUUCGGUGAGGUCUCCCAACGAGAUGCCCUUGCUUCAGAAAGGGGUGGCCUCCUGCAACACUAAGAACGGAGCUACUUUCCCACAAGCCUGUCCCAAGUGUAAUAUUCAUUUCAACCUUUUGGAUCCCUUAAAAAACCACAUGAAGUAUUGCUGCCCAGAGCUGGUGCACACCUUUCUGGGGUCACCCACGACAGAUUCCUCAGGUGCGUCGGCUAAAAUUGCUGAAUCGGAGAGAGGGAAACUGAUCAUGUUAGUGAACGACUUCUACUACGGCAAGUACGAGGGCAACAUCCAGCAGGUGCAUCAGGAGCAGAAGACACACACGACCUUCAAGUGUGCCAGCUGCAUGAAGCUUCUCAAAAACAACAUCCGGUUCAUGAACCACAUGAAGCACCACCUGGAGCUGGAGAAGCAGGAGAGCUGGGAGAGCCACACCACCUGCCAGCACUGCUUCCGACAGUUCCCCACCCCCUUCCAGCUGCAGUGCCACAUCGAGAGCACCCACACGCCUCACGAGUCCUCCACCGUCUGUAGAAUAUGUGAAUUAUCCUUUGAAACGGAGCAAAUUCUUUUGCAACAUAUGAAGGACAAUCACAGGCCCGGGGAAAUGCCCUACGUCUGCCAGGUGUGCAACUACAGAUCGUCUGCAUUUUCAGAUGUGGAAAAACACUUCCGGGCUGUUCACGAGAACACAAAAAACUUGCUCUGCCCCUUUUGCCUUAAAGUUGUUAAAAUCGGGGCCCCUUAUAUGCAUCACUACAUGAGGCACCAGAAAAAAGGAGUGCACCGCUGCACCAAGUGCCGGCUCCAGUUCCUGACGUGCAAAGAAAAACUGGACCAUAAAUCUCAGCAUCACCGGACGUUCAGGAAACCCCCUCAACUCGAAGGGUUGCCUCCAGGAACCAAAGUGACUAUCAGAGCUUCCGCUGGGUCUAUUCCGCCUGGAUCGGUACCCGCCACGCCCGUUGUUGGCCCCAGCACGUCCACUUUACAGUUGUCUCCCCAUGUUAAAGCCACAAACACUAAGAACUACAAUAAACUGAAUGUCAGCAAGGGAAAGCCCAAGCCAAAGCCCUGGAGCAAAAGGCUGAGCACGGGGACCAGCGGCCUCAGCAGCGGCGGUGGCAGCGGCAGUGGCAGCGGCAGCAAAAAGAACAACAAGAUUGCAAACACGGCAUUAAAUAAUCUCCGAUGUUCGGAGAUCCAGAAGUGCAUCGAGUGUUCCGCCGACAUCCGGACAUUUGCCAGCCACUUCCCCGCUUACGUCCACUGCAGCCUGUGCCGCUACAGCACGAGCUGCAGCAAGGCCUACGUGAACCACAUGAUGAGCUUUCACAGUGCCCGUCAAAGUAAACGGUUUUGGAUUUAUAAAGCUCGUUCUGAAGAACUGAGGGGCACCACUACGUUUUGUCUGAAUUGUGAUUAUGUGACGGAUGAUUCCGGGUUAGACAAGAUGGCCACACACUUGAACGAGCGCCAGUAUCACCGGUGCCAGGUCAUUGUGGAAAAUGUGUCCUCGGAGGAUGUGGCUACCGAAGAUCUUUCUGACCCAACGGACGGCGCGUCCUUAAGCAAUGAAGGCGAAGAUCAGUCCCAGAACCUCCUUUCCAGACCCGAUCCCCCCGAAGGGCAAGAAGGGACACCCUCGGCUCCUGCAAGCCCAGUGACGAAAAACUCUGCGGAAGGGACAGAUAAGGCCCAACUUGAUCCAGGGGAUGAAACGUCUUCCGCUGAUCAACAGGAAGAGAAGGCCCCUCACCCAAGUCAAGACCACCCACCCAGUCCGGUACCCUCGGCCCCAUCGGAAGAAGGGAGCGAAGGCUGCCUCGAAGGCCAGGAGGCUGAAGGCGCUGCAGCAGCUGGGAGUGGGGAGCCCGCGUCUCCUUCAGCACCCAGCCCCCCCUCUGGUCUGGGAGGCCAGACCUUCUCAGAAGGCCCUGCGGAAGGUGGAGAGGCGGGCCAGACUGGGAAUCCGCUGGCUGAAGGCGCUGCAGCAGCUGGGAGUGGGGAGCCCGCGUCUCCUUCAGCACCCAGCCCCCCCUCUGGUCUGGGAGGCCAGACCUUCUCAGAAGGCCCUGCGGAAGGUGGAGAGGCGGGCCAGACUGGGAAUCCGCUGGCUGAAGGCGCUGCAGCAGCUGGGAGUGGGGAGCCCGCGUCUCCUUCAGCACCCAGCCCCCCCUCUGGUCUGGGAGGCCAGACCUUCUCAGAAGGCCCUGCGGAAGGUGGAGAGGCGGGCCAGACUGGGAAUCCGCUGGCUGAAGGCGCUGCAGCAGCUGGGAGUGAAGAGGCUGCGUCCCCUUUAACGCCGAGCCCCACCUCAGGUCUAGGAAGCCAGACCUUUGCAGAAGAGCCGAUGGAAAGUGGAGAGACGGGCCAGACUCGAAGUCCACUGGCUGACAGCUCUGCAGCAGCUGGGAGUGAAGAGCCCGCGUCUCCUUUAGCGCCAGGAUCCCCCUCUGGUCUAGAAGGCCAGACCUUUGCAGAAGAGCCGAUGGGAAGUGGAGAGGUGGUCCAGACUGGAAGUCCGCUGGCUGAAGGGGCUACAACUGCAGAGGGAGGAGGAGAAGGCUCCUCUCCGUCUGCUUCAGGAGAAUGCUCCGGCCCACGACUGUCUGCCUGCUCAGAAGACCCAGGAGAGCCCGCCAAAGAAGGAAGCCUUCGGAAUCAGCUGGCUGAAGGGGCCGUCGUGGCCGAGGGUGGAGAAGAGGCAUCUCCUUCCGUUCUCGAGCACUCUGCCAGUCCCAGACUGGCAGCCCACUCAGAGGACCUUCCCCAAGUCCCUGCAGGAGAAGGAAACACAGACAGCCAUGAGGAUCGGGUUGCCGGAAGCCCCGCAGUCGAUGAGUGCGAAGGAAACGCAUCCGUGGCAGAACCCUCCUCUGGCCUGGCGCCCUCAGCUUCCUCAGAAGACCUUGGAGCCUCUGCAGAGGAAGCGGAGAGCUCUGGCCAUCGGCUUGACGAAAGCUGUGCGGCUGCUCCGUGUGGAGGAGGCGUGGCUCCUUCCACUCCAGAGCCGCCCUCUCAUCCUGGGCUGCCGGCCUGUUUGAAGAACCCCGGGGCGACUGUGGAGGAGACUCCGGGGGGCCACCCUGAAGGGGAGGCAAAGGAAAUGCCUGUGGCUGCUGAAAGUCUCGAAAGGGUGGCUGCCUCCCUCGUAGCAGCAGGCUCCUCGGAUGCGGGGCUCCAGGCUCCCUCGCAAGGCUCCGAAGACCCAGUCGUCGCCCAGGACAGCCCCGGAAGGGAGACGGAGCAGAGCGAAGGGAGCUCAUCUGUGCCGGCUGCUGGAGACGGCUCCGAUCCAGGGGCUCCGCCCAACGAUGAAGAAGGGGCAGGAUGUGACGCCUCGGAGACAGGAGACCAGACGGGCGAGAGGAUAUCCAAAGGGCCCACGGGAGACCACCCCUGCUCCAGUUCCGAGGACCAGCAGCCAGUGUCUGAUGUGGAGGAGGAGGAGGCUGAGCUAGAAGACGUGGACGCCGACCCCUCCGGGCGGGCCUCCGACAGCGACGUCAGUUUCGAGCAGUUCUUGAGGCGCCAGGACGAGCCCGAGUCGGUGAGUUCGGACGUGAGCGAGCAAGGCAGCGUGCACCUGGAGCCCCUGACCCCUUCGGAAGUGCUCGAGCACGAGGCCACAGAGAUCCUCCAGAAAGGCGGCCCGGUGGCCUCGUCAUCUAAGACGUCCGGGCCGGGCUCCGAGCAAGCAGAGGCCGGAGCGUCUCGAGAGGGCAGCCCCAGCCACGGGGAGGCAGCGGCCAGCCCAGCCGAGGAGAGUGCCACGGACGCCAGCUGAAGCAGCGGCACCGGUGCGAGGGCCAUGCGAGGGCCCGACAGCAAAACGGCGGCUGCCCUUCACGGACGCAGUUUGUGACAGCUGGAGAGAGAAUCACAAGUGACAUUUGCAGGCCCCGUGACACCAAGGAAGCAAGCCGAAACCAGCCGGCCUGCCUGCAGUAAUCUCACCUGAGAGGCCAGGAGGAAACCAUACAGUUUGUUUGUUCCGUUCCAAGUAAGUUCCCUGUAGACCUGUGUUGUUUGUUUGUAGUCCCGCUGGAGUGAUUGUGCUCCACGCAGAGCGUUUGGCCUGCUCUCAAGUCUGGAGGAGGAUGCGCUCCGGACGGACGGACGGGGUGUUGCAUCCCUGCCCUGUGGAAGCCUGCCGGGGGGGCGGGGGCUGCUGCAGCACUAGUCUGCACCUCUGGAUCGGUGUGAUCUGCGAAGGAGAUCGGCUUACCUUAAGCUUUCAGUGAAAGUGGAAUUUCCGUGAGACAGGUCGGGUGGGUUUCCCAGCGUGCAAGCUGUGCGGGAAAUAGUCUGGCACACUCUCUGUAGGAACGUUGACGCUCCCUGGCCUGCGUCUUUUGAGGUGGGGACUGUUUUGAAUAUUUUUAUCAGCAGCAGAACCCCCCCCCCUCAGAAACCCCAAGCCAUCGUUGAAAGGCAGAAGAAAAGACCUGAACUGGAAAUGCAUAAAGCUGUUACAGAAACAGAAAGCAGGAGCUGAGACAUCAAUUGUGGGGAGGGGGGGUGGAUUUUGGCAUGAAAAUCAUUUUGAUACGUAGUUAGGUGAAGGAAUGCAUCCAAUGACUUAAUGGUAGCUUGUGUUUAAGUAUUAAUUAAAACACUCCAUUUGGACCUUUUAGGAAGUUCUUUUGACUUGUUGUUUUUGGUUUUUAAUGAACAUUAAAUGUUUUGGAACAUCCAUUAAG